AUGACAGAAGCUGAAAGAAUAUUGGCCCUCAGUCCCCGGCAGCCCUUAAAUGGGCAGAGGGUGCUAAGAAUAUCCGGUUUUGCAGGGAGAGGUGAAAUGCCUAACUCCACUCAAAUUCAAGCCGUUAAAGUCGGCAGCCUUAAUGUUGGCACAAUGUCAGGAAAGGGGAGGGAGGUUGUGGAUCUCAUGGAGAGAAGAAAGUUGGAGGUACUUUGCCUACAGGAAACACGAUGGAGGGGGAAUAAGGCCCGAGAGCUGGGGAGAGGCUUUAAGCUUUUCUACAGUGGAGCAGAUGGAAGAGGAAGGAAUGGAGUUGGAAUAAUCCUGAGUCCCAAUCAUAAAGAAAACGUCAUCAGUGUCUGGAGAAAGAAUGACCGAAUAAUGUUGAUUAAACUAAUUAUCGGAAAUACAAUCAUUAAUAUAAUGAGUGUAUAUGCACCACAAGUAGGCUGCGAUGAUGAAGAGAAAGACAAAUUUUGGCAAGACCUAGAUAGUAUGUGCACAGAGAUACCGGAUGUUGAAACAGCCUUGAUUGCUGGCGAUUUCAAUGGUCACGUGGGAGAGAGAAACUUGGCAAUAGAGCGUGUCCAUGGUAGAUAUGGGAGCGGGGCUGUAAAUCCCAACGGAGAACGGCUAAUUGACUUCGCAGUGGCAUACGAUCUGGCUAUAUUGAACACGUUCUUCAAAAAGAAGGAUUACAAUACAUAUGAAAGUGGAGGACAGGAAACACAAUUGGACUACAUAUUAUACAAGAGAAGUAAAAUGAGUGAAGUCAGAAAUUUUAAGGUAAUUAAGGGAGAAACAGCUGCCAAACAACAUCACCUGAUUAUUGGGGAGUUUAACAUUAAAAGAGGGAGGAAAGGAAAGAAAAGGGCAAUACCUAAGAUUAAGUGGUGGAAUUUGAAAGACGAAGACCAGAGAAGUUUGUUCAGGGAGAGAGUGCUGGAGCAGAUAGAGUUGAGGGAGGGAGUUGAAGAGUGGUGGAAUUUGAAUGCUUCAAUGAUCCGACAAGCUGCAGAGGAAAUAUUGGGGAUGACAUCUGGUAAAGGACCACCCAAUGACAAGGAAACUUGGUGGUGGAAGGAAGAAAUAUCGGAAACUAUAAAGCAGAAGAAGAUUACAAGGAAGGAAUAUUACAAAAACAGAAAUGAGGAAAAUGAAGAAAGGCUUAAAACAGCGAACAAAGCAGCAAAGAAAGCAGUGGCAGUAGCUAAAGCUGAGGCAAGGGAAGAAAUGUAUCAAGAACUCGAUACAAGAGGAGGACAGAAAAAGAUUUAUAGAAUAGCAAAGGCCAGAGACAAGAGUACGAAAGAUCAGACACAUAUCAGGCAUAUGAAGGAUACAGAAGGAAAUGUUUUCCACAAUAUCAGCAUUAUCUGA
Molecule: messenger RNA, 1380 nt
Organism: Penaeus vannamei (Pacific white shrimp)
Lineage: Eukaryota; Metazoa; Arthropoda; Malacostraca; Decapoda; Penaeidae
Source: RefSeq, a predicted model, not a curated record